ACAGAUAUUGUAUUGGAUCUUUGUGAAACUGUGCCACGUUUUAUCAAUCACAAAGUAUAUUUUGACAAUUAUUUUACAACUAUUCGUUUACAGGUAGAGUUGAGAAAGUUAGGCAUUUUUGCAAUUGGUACGGUAAGACCAAAUCGAUUAAUUGAUUUAAACAUCAAAAAUGAAAAAGAUUUAUCAAGGGAAGGUAGGGGUAUAAUGGAUCAUCGUGUCACAGAAGUUGAAGGGGUGCAAUUAUGCGUGACACGAUGGUAUGAUAAUAAUGUAGUUAGUUGUCUUCCUACAUUGCACGGUUGUGAACCGAUUGAGUCAGUGCAACGAUAGUCACCAAAACAAAAGAAACAUAUUCUCAUAGAACGACCGAAGAUCAUACAGGCGUAUAAUGCACAUAUGGGAGGAGUCGAUUUAAUCGACAUGUUAAUUUCUUUGUAUCAAAUAAACGUUGAAUCUAAAAAGUAUUAUAUAAAAAUCAUCUUUCAUCUUAUUGAUUUGUUAGUUGUCAAUGCAUGGUUAUUGUACCCACGCCACUGUUGGCAACUAAAGCUUCCAAAAAAGGAUAUAAUGUCUUUAUUGACUUUUCGCAUAAAUAUUGCUACUGUUUUACUUAAAUCUAGCCCACCACCACCUAUCAUAAAAUAUGGUCGACCAUCAUUAGAAUUAAAAUUAAAUGAAAAUAAUUGA
Molecule: messenger RNA, 687 nt
Organism: Rotaria sordida
Lineage: Eukaryota; Metazoa; Rotifera; Eurotatoria; Philodinida; Philodinidae
Source: the annotation of a GenBank genome assembly